AUGACGCACGCUCCGCGAACCAUUCUCAACCGCGAGCUUCGCGCCGCCGCCAUCCUCAGCAUCCCCACAUGCAUCUUCCUCAUAAUAUUUCUGGCCCUCCUCCUGGAGUAUGGCGGCCAUCGCUACGCCCAUCUCUCCGUCAAUCCCUUCUGCAAAAUCCCCCCUUCUCACACCCCCGCCGCGAGGCCCCCUGUCACUGUGCUGCUACACAUCUCCGAUCUGCACGUCAACGACAUAGACGACGGCUCCGCCAAGCGCAACUUGCGCCGCUUCCAGAACGACAUCCUCCCGCGCUGGGCGCCUUUAGCCAGCGCCGUGCUCGUCUCCGGCGAUCUCGUCAACGCCGUCGCCUCGCGUCGUUAUCCAUUCGGUGGCCGCAGCGCGCAGCUCGCCACUGAAUGGGGAUGGCUGAAGGAGUACGCCGCCCAGGUGAACAAGUCCGUGCCUUGGCUGACCGUCCACGGGAAUCACGACACGUUUGGUACCUCUGUGCAGCAAAACCCGUACGUGGAUACAUGCGCUGCCACGAACGAACCAGUCCAGAUGACUAGGUUCAGGGGGAACCGCGAGGCUGCUGAUGUGUUUGCGCUUGAUUGCACGCUAGAGAAACCGCUUCACCGCCCGCUCAACUUUUUCGGUGAUGGGCGACGCGCGGCCGCGGCCCUGAAUGAAGCGCUCUCUGAGGUGAAUUCGAAUGGGGAUGCGGGGAUGGCUCUGGGGUUUGGGCACUUCCCAACGGCGGUAAUGGCGGGAGGGAGAGGUGUGCAUCACGCUGCGGCAAGGAGGGAUCAGGAGGGAGGUCUGGCCCGGCCAAGGUUAGCUGCAUUCUUGUCCGGGCAUUUACAUACGCUCAAAGGGUUCAUGCCGGGGGGCUUGCAGGCGGUUAGUAGAGCGGGUGUGCUAGAGCUACAGCUACCAGAUAUGGUGCAGACGGGGGCUUAUCGAGUAAUCACAUUGGAUGCCGGAUCGUUAGCGUUUAAGGACUUUACAAUUGAUGGGAAAGCUGAAGGGGUGGAUGAGGUGAUCGUGACGAAUGUGCCUCGUGCGGGACUCUGUAGUGCCGGCGCAGGGUGGGGUGCGUUGAUGUCUUCACAUGUGCGGCUUGUCGGGCCUCAACGCGUGAUGGAGGGGUCCAAGCUGGAGGCUCGUGUUGAUGGAGUGCCACUGGGUGUUGUGAAGAGGUUGUCGUCCAACUGCGAGAAGCGAACAGGGGAGCAGUCUGAGAAGAGUGCUCCUGAGGUUUGCGUGAUUGCGUAUGGGGUACCGUGGAAUGCGUCCCUGUAUGACGAUGGACAACCGCAUCUGCUCACCAUUCAUUCAGCUUCGCAGCGGCAUGCUUCGCACCCGUUUUCGUUUAACGGGGUGCCUGAGACUGGGAUGAAGGCGAGAGUGAUACGAUUAUUGUCUGCUUUGUUUUCGCUUUCUGACUUCGAAGCAAUGUCGCCCAAGUUAUGUUCUCUAGGCUUUCUCUUUACUUUUGCGUUUUGCAUUCCUGGUUUGCUGCGAAAAAGAGCAGCGACGUUUGUUCUGUUUACCAUGGCAGCGCUUCUGAGGUUCGGGCCUGCCUUUAUAGUGACCUAUCAGCUCAGAGAGGCUGAUGCCGGUCUGGGGAUGGCAGGACUGAAAUCAGUGUGGUUGCCGUCUUCCUUUCAUCCAUCGGGCGUGGAUUUACCGUAUACGUUAUCUGUAACCGUGUUGUUUGGGAGCUUGGUUCCUGUAUCGUUUUUGGAUGCUGUGAUGUCAUCACGGCAGGCUACAAUCUUGCAGCGGUCAACCGUUGCGCGAGUUUGGGUCCCCUUUUACUUAUUGAAAAGUCUUUCGUGGUGUUUAGAGGUUGUUGGAGCACAUGGCAUUCUGGCUGUGCUCAUCAGUCCGUCAUGUGUACCGCUCUUCAUUGCCUGUUCAGUGAGUGUGAUGAUGUCAUUCAACGCUCUAGCAAAAAAGGAAGACUGA
Molecule: messenger RNA, 1953 nt
Organism: Chondrus crispus (carragheen)
Lineage: Eukaryota; Rhodophyta; Florideophyceae; Gigartinales; Gigartinaceae
Exons: 1
Coding region: 1-1953 (650 amino acids)
Molecular function (GO): hydrolase activity
Source: RefSeq, a predicted model, not a curated record